Messenger RNA from Arabidopsis thaliana (thale cress), 2634 nucleotides. Its product is annotated as D-aminoacid aminotransferase-like PLP-dependent enzymes superfamily protein. NCBI's taxonomy places the organism in Eukaryota, Viridiplantae, Streptophyta, Magnoliopsida, Brassicales, Brassicaceae. Bases 202 to 1869 code for a protein of 555 amino acids. The record is from RefSeq and is marked reviewed. The transcript is spliced from 19 exons. Gene Ontology annotation, molecular function: catalytic activity.
GUUGGCAUCUUUUUUUUGCUUACUAAAUUCCAAGCAAAAUAGAGAAAGAAUUGAUAUGCGUGCAAGUUUCUGUCCAAAUUCUUGUCUUUUUUGGAGGUGUGGUGUUGUUUUAUCGACACUCCACUUUACACUUCACAAGUCACAACACUUAUAACAAAAGUGAUCACAGAGGCCAGAGUUGAGAGUUUGACACCGUCAUCAAUGGCAGAACCGGAGGUGAUUCACUCAUGGUCUGCACCAAGAUCUCUCAGCACCAGCCUCAUGUACUCCUUUGCUCAGAGACUUGACACUGAAGUUGUCGACGAGCCGUUGUAUGCAUCAUUUCUUAAAGCUACAGGUUUUGAUAGGCCAUACAGAGACGAAGUUCUCUCCAAGAUGGAGUGCAAUGGAGAGAAAGUUGUGAAAGAUGUCAUAUAUGGAUCAGGAUCUAAGAAGUACCGGUAUUGUAAGCAUAUCUCGAAGCAGCGGCUUUUCGGUUUGCCAAGUGAACUGAUGAGUAGAGGAAAGCAUUUCAUAUUAAUACGAAAUCCUCUUAACAUAUUGCCUUCCUUUGAGAAGGUACACCCUCCAUCAUUUCUCGAAUUAGGCUUGGGGGAAUUAGUGUCGAUAUACAGUGAUCUCUGUCAGAUGGGAACACCACCAGCAGUCAUCGAUGCGGAUGAGCUUCAGCGAGAUCCCGAGACUACACUUCGCGGUCUUUGUGAUGAUUUGGAGAUUCCAUUUCAAGCCUCUAUGCUUAAAUGGAAGGCUGGUCCUAUACCAGAAGAUGGAGUAUGGGCACCAUGGUGGUACAAGAGUGUUCACGAAUCAACGGGUUUCUCAUCUCCAAAGAAGUAUCCUCGGACAUUCCCUUUGUCGCAUUACGAUUUGCUGGAGCGAAGUCUACCGCUUUACAACAUUCUCAGGAGCCACGUGAAGCACAGUUCCUCCCUCUUGAGUAGUCCCUUGCCUCCUCCUAGUCUCCCAGUUCCUGAAAAUGCAAAACUUCUUGCAUGGGUCGGUGACGAGAUUUUGCCUCGUGAAAUGGCAAAGGUUUCUGUUUUUGACUCGGUUGUUCAAGGCGGUGACUCUGUAUGGGAAGGACUUCGGAUUUACAAGGGAAAGAUAUUCAAGCUUGAGGAACAUCUAGAUCGGUUGUUUGAUUCAGCAAAGGCUCUGGCUUUCGAUAAUGUUCCAGCGCGUGAAGAGGUAAAAGAAGCAAUCUUCAGAACUCUUAUAACCAAUGGUAUGUUUGACAAUACACAUAUCAGGUUGUCUCUAACUCGAGGCAAAAAGGUUACUUCUGGAAUGAGCCCUGCAUAUAAUCGAUAUGGGUGCACUCUUAUUGUGCUUGCCGAAUGGAAGCCUCCGGUAUAUGACAAUGAAGGUGGAAUUGUGCUGGUGACUGCAACCACACGCCGCAAUUCGCCUAAUAAUUUGGAUUCCAAGAUUCAUCACAACAACCUUCUCAAUAACAUACUAGCAAAGAUUGAAAGUAACAACACGAAUGCUGCUGACGCCAUUAUGCUUGACAAAGAUGGUUAUGUGUCUGAAACCAAUGCAACCAACAUUUUCAUGGUGAAGAAAGGCUGUGUACUUACUCCUCACGCAGAUUACUGUCUCCCUGGCAUAACCAGAGCAACUGUAAUGGAACUUGUGGUGAAAGAGAACUUCAUCUUAGAAGAAAGAAGAAUCAGUCUCUCCGAAUUCCAUACAGCUAAUGAGGUAUGGACAACAGGAACUAUGGGAGAACUAAGCCCGGUUGUGAAAAUCGAUGGGCGUGUGAUUGGUGACGGCAAAGUUGGACCGGUAACGAGAACACUGCAAAACGCUUACAAGAAACUGACAGAGGAUUCAGGUGUGCCGAUACCUACUUAUCAAGAACCCUGAAAUACAAAACCAGAGGUAAGUUACUGAAAUAUUAAUAUAUCUGAGAGUAGUAUAUAUCAAAAUGUUUGGGUAUGAUUUAAAAAUGGUAGCUUAGCAAAUACAAGAGUAGAUUAAAAAUCAUUUAACUUUCACAUGAUUCAAGUGGUCUUUAUACCGUUUAUUUAGGAUUUGGACACGAGGGAACUUAAUAAUAAAAAGCAUUCUACUCUCACAUGAUUCAAUUGGUUUCAAGGAAAAAACAUGAAGCGUUUACGUCAUCUUUAAUAGAGCCAGUUCCUUUCACAUAAGUGUAGAAGCUCUCUUUCUUUUUCAGGUGAUACCAAUGUUGUAGGCUUUGUAGCCUUCUUGUAGUCGUUUCUUCUUAUCUUGGCACAAAACGGCGAGGAGUUUUAUGCAUGGUGAUGGAAAACUGUGUGUAGUUAAGCUUGUCGAGUAGACUUAAAUCAAAGUCAGCAUUUGCUUAUUGGACCAGACGUUAGAAGUAAGACCAUAAAUAAAGCCACCACUCGAGCUUUGAUUCUUUUCCUUUUCUCAAAAGUUCAGUUUGUUAGUAUUAUUUUUGUUUUUUUAAAUAGAGAGAUCAAUUAUCUAAUUGCAAUUUGCAACCUUAACAUGAAUAUUAGAAAGACGAAAAAGAAAAAGUAGAGGUCGAGGGAAGUGAACAAGAAAAAGAAGACCAUUAAGGAACGUUGUUGAAUUUUUAAUGGAUUUUUAACUAGCUUUCAUCAUUCACGUGAAAGAUUCAAGAGAUUAAAAAAUGAAGGC